Acanthosepion pharaonis is the source of this 840-nucleotide messenger RNA. The record is from the annotation of a GenBank genome assembly. Lineage: Eukaryota; Metazoa; Mollusca; Cephalopoda; Sepiida; Sepiidae.
AUGCGCUCCCUUCCCCCUCCUCUCUCUCUCUCUCUCUCUCUCUCUCUCUCUCAGACCCUAACAAGUUACGGGUCAUUAUCUUUUAAUGUUCGUUUUUCCUCGAUUUUCUUGCUUUUCCUUUCAGUUUUUAUUUAUCUUUCCUUGUUUUUAACUACCCCCUCCCUACUUCUUUCUAUUUACGGAAACUACGUCUCAUAUUUUCUUUAUAUUUAUUCUCUAUUACUGGUGAGUACUUAUCAUUUUCUCUCUUUUUUCUAUCUUCCUCUCUAUUCUUUCAUAUUAUUAUUCUGUAUGUCUGUCUCUCUUUUAUCUCUCUCUCUCCUUCUGUUUCUCUUAUUUCAUUUUUCUGUCAAUCUUCCCCUUUCUCUUCAUCUCUCUUUCAAUAUUUUUUCUUUCCCUGUCUUUCUUAAUUUCUCUCUCUCUUUCUCUCUCUCUUUCUCUCUUUCAUUUUGUCUGUCUCUCCUUUCUUUCUUUCUUUCUUUCUUUCUUUCUUUUGUUUCUUUGUUUCUUUAUUUCUAUCGUCAUUUCCUUCUUUUUGCCUUAACCGUCUUAUUCUCUCUUUUUCGCUGUUUUCUCUUGUGUUCUUUACUUUGUAUUUUAUAUUUACAUUUUAUCUUUCGCUUUUUUUUCUUAUCUCUCGUUUCCCAGGCUAUUUUAUCAAUAUCAUCUUCUUCCUUUAAUUUUUUUUUCUUUCUUUCUUUCUUUCUUUUUUCUUUCUUUCUUUCUUUCUUUCUUUCUGAGCGAGAUCAAACGCUAUGUCUGCUUCUUCUGCCCGCAGUGGAUUCGACGUCAACGCCGACUGCAAGCGCAUUUCUAGCAUUUUCUCUCAACAGCCGAUAG